Brassica napus (rape) is the source of this 1354-nucleotide messenger RNA. RefSeq names its product protein IQ-DOMAIN 27-like. The transcript is spliced from 3 exons. The coding region runs from base 295 to 1308 and encodes 337 amino acids. Gene Ontology annotation, molecular function: protein binding. Lineage: Eukaryota; Viridiplantae; Streptophyta; Magnoliopsida; Brassicales; Brassicaceae. The record is from RefSeq and is a predicted model, not a curated record.
UUUUGAACUGUUCUUUUAGCUAUGUUCAUGUCAAUAUUCUAUAGUGGGAUGCUUUGUAUACUUGUGAGGAAAUAACUAUCAUCAGAGACAUGCUGGAAUUCCAACAAGAUUAAAAUAAAAGCUUUAAGAGUAUAUAUAUUUUUAAAUCAAUACGAUGAAAUUUUGUUUUCUUCUCUCCAUACAAAACGUUCGUUUUGGGUGUUCGCGAAGUUAUCUCAUUCUUAGAAAAUCUUUCUAAAUCAUCACAUCACAGGUUACAAGAAAUAAAGUUGUUUUAGGUUCUAUCACAUCGAGAUGGGCGGAGCAGUGAGAUGGUUUAAAGGAUUGUUUAGCACAAAGAAGAGACUCGUUUCCGGCGAUGGUUCCGAUAAAGAGAAGGAACAAAACAAGAACGCGAUUGCUGUUGCAACCGCAGCAGCUACAGCCGCAGAAGCAGUGGUUUCUGGGGCUAAAGCAGCUGCGGAAAUGGUUAGACUGACCGGUGAAGGAAGAGCAGGAGAUAUCAUGACGUGGGAGGAACGUUGGGCCGCUAUGAAAAUCCAAAAGGUCUUUAGGGGCUCUUUGGCGAGGAAAGCAUUACGAGCUUUGAAAGGUAUAGUGAAGCUGCAAGCUUUAGUGAGAGGAUACUUGGUAAGGAAACGCGCGGCUACGAUGCUGCAUAGCAUACAAGCUUUGAUUAGAGUCCAAACGGCUGUGCGUUCUAAACGCGAUCGCCGCCACAAGAAAGAGUACAGCCACAUGUUUCAACCACGACACUCCUUUGAUAAGUUUGAUGAAGUGGCGAGUGAAGAGAGACAUCAAAAGAUUGUGGAGGUCCAUGACAUGUUUAAGAGGAGACCUACACCUAGGCAAACGCACAAUCUUGUCCCAAUGUCUGAAUAUGAAGACGGUUUUGUUUACCGAGGGAGUGAUUUGGAGUUGAACUUACCAAAGGAGAAGUGGAAGUCUGGGACUGCGCAAAGCACGCCAAGAUUGUCAUCUUCAUCAAAGUUUGCGACGACACCGAGACUAACCUCUUCAUCUCACCAUCACACGACUAAUAAUAAUCGCUACUAUGUAAUGCAGUGUCCUAGUAAAAGGGUUUGUGGAAAUGCUCAGUCUGGCUAUGGAAUGAACACUCCUGGUCCUGGCUACAUGGAGAAUACACAGUCGUUUAAGGCGAAGCAACGUUCGCAUAGCGCACCUCAUCGGCUUUCUGAGAGGAACCGGUUGUCGCUAGAUGAGGUUAUAGCCUCCAAGAAUCGCGUUAGCGGCGGCGAGAGUUUGCAGCAACAACGCUAUUCUUGUUCUAGCUACAUGAUUCUGUAAAAAAAAAAAAAAAAAAAAAAUUCUCUUCAAGAAUUUAGCAAUGAAU